AUGCAGCCACCGCCCCGAAAAGUGAAGCCGGCCCAGGAGGUGAAGCUUCGCUUCCUGGAGCAGCUAAGCAUCCUUCAGACUCGGCAGCAGAGGGAGGCGGAGCUGCUGGAAGACAUCAGAUCCUACAGUAAGCAGAGAGCAGCCAUUGAACGUGAAUAUGGGCAGGCACUCCAGAAACUCGCUGGGCCAUUCCUGAAGAGAGAGGGACACCGGAGUGGGGAGAUGGACAGCAGGGGCAGGUCAGUGUUUGGUGCCUGGCGCUGCCUACUAGAUGCCACCGUGGCUGGGGGCCAAGCUCGGCUUCAGGCUUCUGAUCGAUACCGUGACCUGGCAGGGGGCACAGGGCGGAGUGCCAAGGAGCAGGUGCUGAGGAAGGGAGCGGAGAACCUCCAGAGAGCACAGGCUGAGGUGCUGCAGUCUGUCCGGGAGCUGAGCCGAAGUCGGAAGCUGUAUGGGCAGAGAGAACGCGUGUGGGCCUUGGCUCAGGAGAAGGCAGCUGAUGUCCAGGCCAGGUUGAACCGAAGUGACCAUGGGAUCUUCCACACUCGGACCAGUCUCCAGAAACUCAGCACCAAGCUGUCUGCCCAGUCUGCUCAUUACUCCCAUCAGCUGAGAAUGGCCCGAAAUGAGUACCUGCUCAACCUGGUGGCCACCAACGCCCACCUUGACCACUACUACCAGGAGGAACUGCCAGCCCUUCUCAAGAUCUUGACCAGUGAGCUGUUGGAACACUUGAGGGAGCCCCUGACCUUACUUAGCCGAACUGAACUGGAAGCUGCAGAGAUGGCCUUGGAUCAUGCCCGUCGAGGGGGACAGGCAACCUCCCAGGUAAGCUGGGAGCAGGAUCUGAAGUUCUUUCUUCAGGAGCCUGGAGUAUUUUCCCCCACCCCACCCCAGCAGUUCCAGCCAGCAGGUACUGAUCAGGUGUGUGCUCUUGAGCUGGAGGGAGGAGCAGGUGACAUGGCUGGAGACAGCAGUCUGGAGAAAGAGAUCCAGCGCUGGACGAGUCGUGCUGCCCGUGAUUACAAGAUACAGAGCCAUGGGCAGUGGGUGCUACAGAGGCUGGAGCAGAGGCGGCAGCAGGCUCCAGAGCGGGAGGCUCCAAGCAUAGAACAGCGGCUACAGGAAGUGAGGGAGAGCAUCCGGAGGGCACAGGUAAGCCAGGUGAAGGGGGCUGCUCGGCUGGCUCUGCUGCAGGGGGCUGGCCUGGAUGUCCAGUGCUGGCUGAAGCCAGCCAUGACCCAGGCCCAGGACGAAGUGGAGCAGGAGCGACGGCUCAGUGAGGCCCGCCUGUCCCAGAGGGACCUCUCCCCCAUGGCUGAAGAUGCUGAACUCUCUGACUUUGAUGAAUGUGAGGAGGCAGGAGAGCUCUUUGAAGAGCCUGCCCCCCAAACCCUGACCACCAGACCCCUCCCAUGCUCUGCACAUGUGGUGUUUGGCUAUCAGGCUGGGCAUGAAGAUGAGUUGACUAUCAAAGAAGGCGAGUGGCUAGAGGUCAUAGAGGAGGGAGAUGCUGAAGAAUGGGUCAAGGCUCGGAACCAGCAUGGGGAAGUAGGAUUUGUCCCUGAACGGUAUCUCAACUUCCCUGAUUUCUCCGUCCCUGAGAGGGGUCAUGAUAGCAAUAACCCCACGGGAACAGAGCCCACAGCCUUCCUGGCCCGUGCCCUGUACAGCUACACAGGACAGAGUGCAGAGGAGCUGAGCUUCCCUGAGGGGGCGCUCAUUCGCUUGCUGCCCCGGGCCCAGGAUGGAGUGGAUGAUGGCUUCUGGAGGGGAGAAUUUGGGGGACAUGUUGGAGUCUUUCCCUCCCUGUUGGUAGAGGAACUACUUGGCCCCCCAGGACCUCCUGAGCUCUCAGACCCUGAACAGACGCUGCCAUCUCCUUCGCCUCCGAGCUUCUCCCCGCCUGCACCCACAUCUGCCUUGGAUGGGCCCCCUAUACCUGUUCUUCCUGAGGACCAGAUCCCUGACUGUGCUGGGUCCCUAGAUCUGAUGGUGCCUCGAAUCAGACCGAUGCGUCCGCCACCUCCUCCGCCAGCUAAAGCCCCGGAUCCUGGCCACCCUGAGCCCCUCACGUGA
This is a messenger RNA of Elephantulus edwardii (Cape elephant shrew), 2079 nucleotides long. It is a transcript of the gene FCHSD1, whose product is annotated as FCH and double SH3 domains 1. The record is from RefSeq and is a predicted model, not a curated record. Gene Ontology annotation, molecular function: protein binding. NCBI's taxonomy places the organism in Eukaryota, Metazoa, Chordata, Mammalia, Macroscelidea, Macroscelididae. The coding region runs from base 1 to 2079 and encodes 692 amino acids. Gene Ontology annotation, cellular component: recycling endosome; neuromuscular junction. The transcript is spliced from 20 exons. Gene Ontology annotation, biological process: regulation of actin filament polymerization; neuromuscular synaptic transmission.